Molecule: messenger RNA, 879 nt
Organism: Penicillium soppii
Lineage: Eukaryota; Fungi; Ascomycota; Eurotiomycetes; Eurotiales; Aspergillaceae
Product: clathrin light chain CLC1
Exons: 4
Coding region: 1-879 (292 amino acids)
Biological process (GO): clathrin coat assembly; clathrin-dependent endocytosis; intracellular protein transport
Cellular component (GO): clathrin coat of trans-Golgi network vesicle; clathrin coat of coated pit; plasma membrane
Molecular function (GO): clathrin heavy chain binding; structural molecule activity
Source: RefSeq, a predicted model, not a curated record
AUGGAUAAGCUUACCGCCCCCGGUAUGGCAGAACGGCGCUCGGAGCCCGCCCCGGCCACACCUGUCAACACCUCUGCCUAUACUGGACUUGACACAUUGAUCUCUCCAAACAAUCAUCUGCUUGAUUCUGAUUUCUCAAUUCACUCUUACAACGAACUUCAAACCACCAGCAUGGCUGACCGAUUCCCUUCCCUGGAGGACUUCUCUGAAGGCCAGACCGAAGUGGCCGAUGCCCCCACUGCCACAGAUGACGACUUCCUUGCCCGUGAACGCGCCGCACUCGGUGAAGACGCAGAUCAAUUCGCUACUGCCCAAGACCAUGUCGGCGGGGAUGACGAUCUGCUGGGCGGAGGCGACGAGCCAGUUGAGGAGAUCGGUCAAUUCGAAUCAUCUUUCCCUUCCGUCGAAACUCAGAACCAGAACGAGCGCGUUGCUCCCGGUGGUACAAUUACUGGCUCCGGCUCACCUUUCCCCCGUACCGGUUACCCAAGCACCCAGGAGACAGAAGAUGAGGGUGAUGCUGUUCGUGAAUGGCGUGAGAAGCGCGACGCCGAGAUUGCCCGCCGCGCAGAGGUCUCUACCGAGAAGAAAGCCGCUACCGUCAAAAAGGCCCAGGAGGACAUCGACGAUUUCUACGUUUCAUACAACAACAAGGCGGACAAGAAUCGCUCGCUCGCUCGGACUGAAGCCGAGCAAUUCCUUGCGAACAGGGAAGACACUUCUGCCGGUGGAACUAGCUGGGAGCGCAUUGCCAAGUUGGUUGAUGUUUCGGGCAAGGGCUCCGCGGGCGGUGCCAGCGGUUCUGGAAAGGAGCGGUUCCGUGAGCUGUUGCUUGAUCUCCGGAAGGACCAGGAGGCCCCUGGCUCGACCGGUAUCUAG